AUGGCGUUACGGCAGAGAUUCAGGAAUCUGGCGGACAAGCUGGCUGUUGACUCAGAGCCCGGCUUGUCAACAAGACAGCUGAUGCUUGUCAACCAUGAUCUCAAGCCUGUGGAAAAGGAGCGCCGGCAAUGGGGCCCCUGGAACUUCGUCGCCUUUUGGAUCGCCGACUCGUUCAACAUCAACACGUGGAUGAUUUCCUCGUCCAUGAUCAUCGUCGGCCUGUCCUGGUGGCAGGCCUGGAUAUGCGUCUGGCUGGGCUAUUCCAUCUCCGCCUGCUUCAUCGUCAUGACGGGACGCAUCGGAGCGACGUACCACAUCGGAUUCCCAAUCAUCGGGCGAGCUUCCUUUGGUAUCUGGGGCAGUCUGUGGCCUGUUUUCAAUCGUGCUGCGAUGGCAUGCAUCUGGUACGGCGUCCAGGCCUACAUCGGCGGCACCUGCGUCUACCUCAUGAUCCGCUCCAUCUGGAAGUCCUGGGAUGCCUCGAAGAUGCCGGGCACCUUCGGCACCAGCGCCACAACGACCCCCGAGUACGUCUCCUUCGUCAUCUUCUGGCUCUGCUCCCUGCCGGCGCUGUGGUUCCCCGUGCACAAGGUGCGCCACCUCUUCACCGUCAAGGCCUACUUCGUGCCCGUCGCGGGCGUCGCGUUCCUCGUCUGGGCCUGCGUCCGCGCCGGCGGCGUCGGCCCCAUCAUCCGGCAGCCCGCCACCAUCCACGGCAGCGAGCUCGGCUGGCAGUUUGUCAACGGCGUCAUGUCGUCCAUUGCCAACUUCGCCACGCUCGUCGUCAACGACAGCGACUUCACGCGGUUCGCGCGCAAGCCCCGCGACGCCGUCUGGUCGCAGCUGCUGACCAUCCCGCUCGGCUUCGCCAUCACCUCCUUCAUCGGCAUCAUCGUCUCCUCCUCGUCCACCAUCAUCUACGACCAGCCCAUCUGGAGCCCGCUCGACCUGCUCGGCCGCUUCAUCGACGACGGCGGCUCCGGCCAGCGCUUCGGCGUCUUCGUCAUCGCCCUCGCCUUCGCCCUCGCCCAGCUCGGCACCAACAUCGCCGCCAACUCCGUCUCCGCCGGCACCGACAUGACGGCCCUCCUCCCGCGCUACAUCAACAUCCGCCGCGGCUCCUACAUCUGCGCCGUCGUCGGCCUCGCCAUGUGCCCCUACAACCUGCUCAGCUCCUCCAACCAGUUCACCACCUACCUCUCCGGCUACCUCGAAGUCAAGGAGCUCUACGACAGCCGCAGCACGGGGCCCUACUUCUACACAUGGGGCAUUCACUGGCGGGCCUACGCGGCGUACAUCUCCGGCAUCCUCAUCAACGUCGUCGGCUUCGCGGGCGCCGUGGGCACAAAGGUCCCCAUCGGCGCGACCUACAUUUACAACCUCAACUUCUUCUGCGGCUUCAUCGUUUCGCUGGGCAUGUACUGGAUUCUGUGCAAACUUUCGCCGGUUCCUGCCACGAGCGAUCGCUGGAUGGAGGUCGGCGAUGAGCUCGACGACGAGGCGCAGCCCACGGAUGACGGAGGCAGUCAGGGGAGCUACGACGAGGAGAGGGAGGCGGGUGUCAAGAGGCUGGAUAGGAAGGAUGUGCGCGAGGUGAAUUUUUAG
This is a messenger RNA of Trichoderma citrinoviride, 1605 nucleotides long. RefSeq lists its product as hypothetical. Gene Ontology annotation, biological process: nucleobase transport; transmembrane transport. The coding region runs from base 1 to 1605 and encodes 534 amino acids. The transcript is spliced from 4 exons. Gene Ontology annotation, molecular function: nucleobase transmembrane transporter activity. The record is from RefSeq and is a predicted model, not a curated record. NCBI's taxonomy places the organism in Eukaryota, Fungi, Ascomycota, Sordariomycetes, Hypocreales, Hypocreaceae. Gene Ontology annotation, cellular component: plasma membrane.